AUGGCCCCGAAAGAGGACAUGUUGCCCCCGGGCUGGGAGGAUCUAGACAGGCAAAUGGGCCAGCUCUUUAUGAUGGGCUUCGAUGGGACCUCAGUCAGCCCACAGGUCCGCUCUCUCAUUGAGGACUACCACUUGGGCUCCGUCCUCUUGUCGGCUAAGAAUCUCAAAUCUGCUGAAGAGGCCACCCGGCUGGUGCUCGAGCUGCAGACCAUUGCCCAUGAGGCCGGACACCCCGUACCACUACUCAUUGCAUUGGAUCAGGAGAAUGGCGGUGUCAACAGUUUGUAUGACGAGAUAUACGUCCGCCAAUUCCCGAGUGCCAUGGGCAUCGCGGCCACCGGGUCAAAGGCUCUGGCUCACGAAGUUGCCGUCGCUACAGGCCAAGAACUCAAGGCCGUCGGAGUCAAUUGGAUCCUGGGCCCUGUGCUCGACGUCUUGACCAAUGGUCGAAAUCAGCCCCUGGGCGUCCGUACCACAGGUGACGACCCCCAGGAAGUAUCUCAGUACGGGGUGCAAUAUAUGACAGGGUAUCAGAAAGCAGGGCUUGCGACUUGCGGCAAACACUUUCCUUCCUAUGGGAAUCUGGAAUUUCUCGGAUCUCAUACAGAUGUACCCAUCAUUACGGAAUCUCUGGAACAACUCAGUUUAACCGCGUUGGUGCCUUUCCGUAAUGCCAUCAUGCACGGAUUGGACGGCAUGAUGGUAGGGGGCGUCUCCAUGUCAUCAGCGGGGAUGAAUGUUAUGCAUGCCUGCUUGAGUGACCAAGUAGUGGACGAGCUACUCCGAAAGGACCUCAAGUUCCAAGGGGUGGUCGUCUCCGAAUGCUUGGAGAUGGAGGCAUUAACUCACAACAUCGGAGUGGGAGGCGGAACAGUCAUGGCGAAGAACGCAGGGUGCGAUAUUAUCCUUCUAUGCCGAUCGUUCCCAGUGCAGCAGGAGGCAAUCAACGGACUAAAGCUGGGCGUGGAAAACGGUAUCAUCGGUCGAAAUCGAAUAGAGCAGUCAUUGCGACGCGUUCUGAGCCUCAAGUCACGAUGCACUUCAUGGGAGCAGGCACUCAACCCGCCCGGCCUACUCUCGCUCACCCAGAUGCAACCAUCUCACACCAACCUCUCCACACGUGCAUACAACAACUCUAUUACGGUGAUGCGAGACAAGAACAACCUUCUUCCUCUCUCGAACACCAUUGACGCCGACGAGGAGCUUUUGCUCUUGACUCCCUUGGUCAAGCCGCUCGCCGCUUCAGGAGUCACGCUCGCCGCUAAUGAUAACACACAUGGCCCCAUUGAUCCCUCAACGCUAGAUAGGACCACCUCGGUGAUGACAGGAGAGAAUGUCUUCAAAGAAUUGGGGAGAUCUCUCUCGCGACAGAGGAGCGGCCGUGUAUUGCACACCUCGUACACCUCGAAUGGAGUGCGUCCAAUUCACGAAGAUCUCAUCAAACGAGCGAGCGCAGUCAUUGUGGUCACAGCAGAUGCCAAUCGCAACCUGUAUCAACAAGCCUUCUCGAAGCACGUGUCGUUGAUCUGCCAGUCACAGUGUACGCCGUCUGGCGAGCGAUGCGAGAAACCUUUGAUCGUGGUGGCAGUGAGCUCGCCCUAUGACUUUGCCACGGAUGCUUCUAUAGGCACGUACGUGUGCACAUAUGACUUCACUGAGACGGCGCUGCAGGCGCUAGUCAAGAUUUUAUACGGCGAGCUGACGCCCACGGGGGUACUGCCCGGUUCGAUUAGUCGCAGCCAGAAAAUUCAUCAAUCGCGCCAGCACUGGCUUGUUGAGAAUUGGAACGAGGAACGUGACGCUGCUGCGCUGGAUGCCCUUCUGGACGCGAUUCGGGAAGACUGUGUGCAGGGUCAACGGUCCGAGCUCCUCGGUGCGACCUCUAACAGCUUCCUUUUGCGCAAGGAGGAUAUUGACGAGGCGCACUUUGUGGUCCGUAACAGCAGCACGCAAGCGCUCUAUGGGUUCUGUGCCACCUACUUCUUUCGGUCAACUGGCACCGGCGUCAUCGGGUGUCUGAUCGUCGAUCCGGCCCGGCGGAAGCUUUCCAUCGGGCACUCCCUUCACAGCCGUGCCAUCCGCACUCUUCUCCAGCGCAAGGGCCUGAAGCGGUUCCAGCUCGGGUCCCGACUGCCCGGCAUCUACCUGGGCAUCCCAACCGUCAGUCCUGUUGAACGUAAACGACUGCGCCAGUGGUUUGCGGACCUUGGAUGGAACACAGCUCUCUCGCGUCCCGUCUGCAGUGUGGUACUGCGCAACUUGGGGACGUGGACGGCCCCUGACGGCCUGACGGCAACUUUGCAGAAUGCCGAGGUCAUCUACGAUCUGGUCUACGGGUGGGACUUUGCGCGUGCGAUCCUCGACCACAUCCGCACCAAUGCGCGGCAGGGCGUCACAGACAUCUACCGCAUUGCCCUGGGUGGAGCCCCCAAUUGUGGCAUCAUCCGGGCUAAGCGCUCUUCGGACGAGAUGAUGCUCGGCAGUAUCGUGAUAUACAACGAGCGGUCAGCAUUGGCCGAGCACAUGCCCGCUCUUCGCGCGACCCCGCCACCCGUUGGGGGCAUCUCGUCGCCCGUGGUUUCUCCGUAUGCGGAAGACUAUUCGACCGUCAUGCAGGGGCUGAUCCUGCUGGCGAUUAAACAAAUCCGCAAGUUGAAUGCCAAUGCUGUCGUGAUGGACUGUGUGGAUGGCGAUGGCAAUUUUGACUGCCUUUCCUCGAUGGGUUUCAGCAUGCUCCACAGUUUUGAGGAGGUCAACUGCGAUGCAGCCAGCUGGACGAUGAUGCACGCAUCGUAG
Penicillium maclennaniae is the source of this 2796-nucleotide messenger RNA. Its product is annotated as putative beta-N-acetylglucosaminidase. The coding region runs from base 1 to 2796 and encodes 931 amino acids. The record is from RefSeq and is a predicted model, not a curated record. Gene Ontology annotation, biological process: carbohydrate metabolic process; peptidoglycan turnover. NCBI's taxonomy places the organism in Eukaryota, Fungi, Ascomycota, Eurotiomycetes, Eurotiales, Aspergillaceae. Gene Ontology annotation, molecular function: acyltransferase activity, transferring groups other than amino-acyl groups; hydrolase activity, hydrolyzing O-glycosyl compounds. The transcript is spliced from 4 exons.